This is a messenger RNA of Enterobius vermicularis (human pinworm), 879 nucleotides long. Lineage: Eukaryota; Metazoa; Nematoda; Chromadorea; Rhabditida; Oxyuridae. The record is from the annotation of a GenBank genome assembly.
GGUGAAUUUGCAAAUUUUAACAAAUCAGACCUUGUAAUGAUUAAGUGAUAUAGUUACAGAACCUCCAAUUUUAAAGACUAGUGCUCGGAUAUUUGAACACUUGAUCUACAAGGCAAAAGGCAGGACGACAUACCACACAGUUCUGGUAAAGAAACUGGUCCACACUACAAGCCUCUAUUCAAAUUUAACGCCGUUUUACUCAAUUCAGCUGAAUACGAACUACUAUUUUGACGCAUUAUCGGAAGUUUUAGUAAACCGCGUACGUCACUCAACGUUGAUUUCUGAACUUACUUAUAACUCAGCUCAGGAAAAGGUAACUUCAGAAGAUUUAAGGUGGAAUUUGAAAGUGUCAAGCACCUCACGCUGGUUUAAUGAACUGAAACAGCCUUCACGCACUUUAAAUUUUCUGUUGAAAUACAAGGAAUAUAUUAUAUAUAGACGCUGGAGCUGGUGUGCUAGAGACACAACGAAAAUAGGUCUAAAUUUUUGGUAUCUGAACUCAGCUUUUAUGCUGCAAAUUACCUCCAUAUCAAGAUUUGAACGAAUUAAUAAAUCUAGAAAAAAUGUUGCUAUAAAGAUAUCAAACCUGGUUUCUCGUGAGUUAAUCGGUUCAAAUGAGUUACUCUUCAGCUUUCUUAGCAAAGCAGAUAAGGAAAAAGCACAGUUGGAAAGAAAAUCAGCCUACGCUUUUAAAAGUAUUAAUGCAUAUGCCUUUUCGUUUCACUUUAAAAGGUUUUCAAAUUUUGAGACGGAAAUCAUGAUGUCGCAUAGACCGCCAACAGAUAAAUACAACGUCGUUUACUGCAUUAUACUGCUUCAUGGAAUUGGAGCUUUAAUGACCUGGAAUAUGUUUAUUACGAUUGCACCUGUGCUCUAAUU